Molecule: messenger RNA, 543 nt
Organism: Pelobates cultripes (western spadefoot toad)
Lineage: Eukaryota; Metazoa; Chordata; Amphibia; Anura; Pelobatidae
Source: the annotation of a GenBank genome assembly
AUGGCGGACUACAAGGAUAGUGCACGCCGGAAUAAUCUGAGGCUGCGGGGGGUUGCGGAAUCUGUCCUCCAAGAUGACCUACCGCUUUUCGUGAAGGGCCUUCUCCAUGCUUACGGGCCAGAUAUCCCGACAGACAUGCUCCUGGUAGACAGAGCACACAGGGUACCGAAACCCAAGUACUUACCUGACUCCACAGCCCGCGAUGUCCUCAUCAGGGUACACUUUUACCACAUUAAAGAAAUAAUUCUCAAAGCAUACCGCAGCAAACCACAGCCACAUGAAGAAUACCCCAUGGUGCACAUUAUGGCGGACCUUUCCGCGGCAACCCUCAGAAAAAAGGAGAGAAUUUUAACAAAUCACAGCGGAAUUAAGAAACCGAGGGCUCAGAUACAGAUGGGGAUUUCCCACCAAGAAUGGAGAUACAAGAAUCAUAUCCAACCCAGAGGAGGGAGUGAAGACACUAACGGAAUGGGGCCCCCUCAAUUCCCACCUAAGGACACUCACUGCUCACCCAAACAAAGCCGCAGACCACAGGCAGACUAA